AUGGAUAACCAACAUCGAGUGCUUGUUGGAGACAAUGAUCAUUUCACUUGCAAUGUCUCUGGAGUACCGGUUGGCCUUAACUUUAAACACAACUUGGUCAGCAAGACUUUGACCGAAGGUGGAGUGUCCAAGCAGAGCAAGCUUAUGACAUCCUUCAAGUAUAGAGAUAUCAAGAAGACCAAGGUCAAAAGGGAGCCCACCCUGGACACUCUGUUUCCUGGCCAGUCACCAAUGUUUAUAGAGAGUCUGGCAAAGGUAGAUGAGUCAGCACAUGGCGGACGGUCAAACAGAGUCAAGAAGGGAUCAGCCAGUCAGUCACAAUCGGCCAAGAGAACUACAGUUGGCAACAUCAGUGGCACCAACAUAUUUGGUCACAUAAUUGCAUCGACUGCUGAACAGCCAAUAACCUCGAGCAACUCUUCAUUCUCCAGGGUUGUCUAUGAGCUCAACGCAUUGGCUCCACUUCUAGAGCAUGACCCCUUCCAGCCAUCAACUCAGAACCAGCAUGUACCUCAUUUGAUGGUACCCAACAUUGAGGAGACAUCUGGCAUCGUGGCACAAGCUCAAUACCUCUUACAUGAACAUCAAGUUCAGAUGCAACUUUCGACCAUGUCAUCAACCAACAACUCACCUCACGCUACAUCUUGUGUGACAGACAGUGAUGUACUGUUGGAAUACAGUAGAACGACAUGCACUGUUGGUGGCCAAAGUAAUCAGUAUGAUUACUCAUUCGUCAGUGAGAUGUCCCUCCAACAUGAUGUGUCCAGACACGUACUUGAGGUUGAGCACCAACGUCUUAUGGACAAGGAGUACCAUGACAGUCUACAUCAGUUCUUUGUUGCAUCAUCAUCAUCAUCAGGUAGUAGCAGUGGCAUUGACGACAAUGUCAUCGAGACCAUCGACUCCUUUGACUUUGAGGAACUACUUCAUACUUCCUCCACAAACAACCACAUCGACACAUUGUAA
This is a messenger RNA of Acytostelium subglobosum LB1, 966 nucleotides long. RefSeq lists its product as hypothetical. Lineage: Eukaryota; Evosea; Eumycetozoa; Acytosteliales; Acytosteliaceae. Bases 1 to 966 code for a protein of 321 amino acids. The record is from RefSeq and is a predicted model, not a curated record. The transcript has a single exon.